GCUGAAGUCGCGGCGCCGUCGCUGCUCUCUCCGCCCGGGGCCGCCGGGCCAUGGCCGUCCGCGGCGGCGGCGGCGGCACCGCCCUGACGCCUUUCUCCAUCCAGGCCAUCCUCAACAAGAAGGAGGAGCGCGCCCGCGGUUGGCGGCCGUGCUCUGCCCGAGCCGAGGCCCCGCCGCCGCCCGGCCGGCGUCCGCCGCCCGCCUGGGACUCGGACUCGGCGCUGAGCGAGGAGCCCGACGGCGAGCGGCGCUGCGAGGAGGACGGCGCCGGGGGCAGCGCCCGCCCCCCCGAGGCUGCGGGCAGGGGGCGGCCGGCGGCGGAGGCGCGGACUUCGGAGGCGGCGGCGGAGCGGGACCGGGACCGGGACGGAGCGCGCAGCGACAGCGAAGCGUCGGCCGCCGCCUCAGGUAUAGAGGGGGGGCGGGAGGAGAGCGGGGAGGUGCGGGGUGGGGAUGGACGUGGGGCGUCCCGGAGACCGCGGGCCGUGACGCCGCGCUCUGCCCUGCCCGCAGGUCGCGGCCCGGCCGAGGAGGAGGAUGCGGCGGGCGGGAGGCUGCUGGCGGCCGACGAGGAGGCGGCGGCUCCGAAGCCUCGCAAGAAGCGCUCCCGGGCCGCCUUCUCCCACGCGCAGGUGUUCGAGCUGGAGCGGCGAUUCAACCACCAGCGUUACCUGUCGGGGCCCGAGCGAGCCGACCUGGCCGCCUCCCUGCAGCUGAGCGAGACACAGGUGAAGAUCUGGUUCCAGAACCGCCGCUACAAAACCAAGCGGCGGCAGAUGGCGGCCGACCUGCUGGCCGCCGCCCCGGCCGCCAAGAAGGUGGCCGUCAAGGUGCUGGUGCGCGACGACCAGAGACAGUACCAGCCCGGCGAAGUGCUGCGGCCGCCCUCGCUCCUCGCCCUGCAGCCGUCCUACUACUAUCCCUACUACUGCCUGCCCGGCUGGGCCCUGUCCUGCGCCGCGGCCGCCGGCACGCAGUGAGCGCCCCGACGGCACCGCCCCGACGGCAGCACCGCGGCGUCCCGGACAGUAUUUAUUGCUAUUUUAUUGUUAUUUUUAUUAUUAAUAUUAUUCGGACGGUCGCUCAACCUCUCCCCAUCCGCCCCGGCGGCCGAGGACACGCGGCCGAGGUACAGCCGCUCCGUGGGAUCCACGCUGCGGUGCGGCGGCUGCGGAGCGUUGGUUUGUUUGCUCCGUUCAUCGUCGGAUCGGCAGAGACUCGCGUGGGAGACACAAAGAGAGAGUGUGUGUGUGUUGGGAUGGGAGGGGGGGGAAACACCCAACCGAACGCGGCUCCGAGGAGAUGAGAACGGAUCCCGGGGGGCUCCGAGAGCACCGAGAGCGGGGCCGAAUGGACGGAGCCUCUCCCACCCCCACCCGCUGCGUAGGAUAACCGUGUCCUCAAGGGUGAGAUCCGCCCCAACGCUCCAGGCUUCUUCUUCUUCUUCUCCUUUAUUUUUCCUCUUUAUUUUAUUUUUUUUUUUAUUUUUUUCUUUUUUUUUUUUUUCCCUGAGAUCUUUCCGUGUUCGGGGAGGAUUCUGGAUGUUGUCGCACUUUCCGGUUGUAUUAAAGUUCUUGUCGUUCUUAUUUUUAUAUCCAAUGUGAAUAUUUCUAGGCAGGCUUUAAAAACAAACAAAGCAAAGCAAAGAAAAAAUCGAUGUAAGGGGAAAUGCUGAAUGCCACCAAGUGCCUUCUGUUCCGCAGCCCUCCUCAGCAGGGUAAUUACGGGCUCUUUUCCCUCGAGGUAAAAAACCCAUCGCUUUGUUUCUUUCUUUCUUUUUCUCCCUUUCGUGGCACUGUGCACUCAACGACCUUACGGACCCCCCCAAUGAAUCGUGAAUGUGUGUAAGCAGCCCGCUGUAUUUUUUUUUUGGUUUUGUUUUGUUUUGUUUUUCUUUUUAAUUUAUAAACGUUACGUUCCCAC
Molecule: messenger RNA, 1923 nt
Organism: Coturnix japonica (Japanese quail)
Lineage: Eukaryota; Metazoa; Chordata; Aves; Galliformes; Phasianidae
Source: RefSeq, a predicted model, not a curated record